Messenger RNA from Penicillium malachiteum, 1278 nucleotides. RefSeq names its product putative PHD finger domain protein. Gene Ontology annotation, biological process: regulation of DNA-templated transcription. Gene Ontology annotation, cellular component: Rpd3L complex; Rpd3L-Expanded complex; nucleus. The transcript has a single exon. NCBI's taxonomy places the organism in Eukaryota, Fungi, Ascomycota, Eurotiomycetes, Eurotiales, Aspergillaceae. The record is from RefSeq and is a predicted model, not a curated record. The coding region runs from base 1 to 1278 and encodes 425 amino acids.
AUGGCGCACGGCGCGGAGGACUGCGCGACCGUCCUGGAGCAGUUCGUCCACGACGCCGCGAACUUGCCCGCAGAGAUCAACCAUCUGAUGGAAGAAAUCCAAGCGAAAGACAAGAUUAUGCAGGAAUGCCGGGCGACUAUCAACACGCGCGACGGCAGCAUCCAAAAGUUCAUCAAAAUGAACGGCAGCCUGGCACCGAAUCCAAAAGAGGACCAAUAUAGCAAAUCCGUGCUUCAGAAUCUCGACCGCAGCCAGCAACUUCAAGAAGAGAAAAUCCAUUUGAGCGAAAAAGCCUGCGUUCUGCUCGAUCGGCAAAUCAAGCGACUAGACGUUCGCAUCCGAGAGCUCGUCAAUGAAGGUCUCCUCACAAACGACCCUCCUCUCCCUUCUCUAUUCGAUAACAAAAACAACUACCGUGACCCCCCGAGAAUCUUCUUUCCAGACGCUUCCACUACCUCAGACUCACCCUCCUACUCAACACCCCUCAACCCGACCUCUGGAAACGCAAACCCCAUCCUAGCAGCUGCUCAGCGCCUGAACCAAUCUACAUCUACUCCAAACCCUAUCCCUCGCGCUGUUGGCUCCGCUUCUCUCGUCGCACAAGCCACCGCUCGAAGCUCCGCCCCCGCUACUCCCGUCGGCUCAACGGGCGUUCACCUCCAACAGCGCCAGCGCGAGUCCUCCGCCGGUGCUGUUGACAGUAAACGCCGUCGCCUUAAUCAUCCCUCGCUGGGAACGCUUCCAGCCGCCUCAUCUAAUCUCCGGCAAUCAUCUAUGGGGCCUGGGACUCCAAAGCCAGGCACACCGGCCUCCAGUCGGGCUGGAAGUGCUGGGCCACGAGCCAGUGGAGCAAUUAAGAAGGCAUUAACGAAGAAAGUGGCGCCACACCACCAGGUUAAGAAACUUAAGAGUUCUUCACACGGAAAACCGAGUAAACGGUCUUCUAGUACGAGUGGGCGGGUGAAAUUAUCGAAGAAGUCGCCGGCUGGGGAAGGCGAUGAAGAUGACGAUUCCAUGCUUAGCAGUGCCGAUAUGUCAGACUCGGAUAAGAGUGAUACAGGCGGUGGCGAGGAUGAUAUGGAUGAUGAUGAGGAGGAUGAGGGCAAUGAGGAUACUAAGGUUUAUUGUACUUGUCGCACUGUUAGCCAUGGAGAUAUGGUGGCGUGCGACAAUGAUAAUUGUCCUUAUGAGUGGUUUCAUUGGAAGUGUGUUGGUUUGACCAGGGAGCCGGUUGGGACGUGGUAUUGUGAUGAAUGCAGGAAGACCCUUGGGAAGUAA